AUGAUGAUGGGGUACUUCUGGGCGCCGAGGAAGUCGGCGGCGGUAGAGAGGGACCAGAGCCUGCGGGCGGGGCUGCUCGUCGACGGAGGCAGCGGCGAGGCGGCGGCGGUGCCCAAGGGGUACUUCGCGGUGUACGUGGGCGCGGAGGCGCGGCGGUUCGUGGUGCCGAUGAGCUACCUCCACCAGCCGGCGUUCCGGGCGCUCAUGGAGCUGGCGGCCGAGGAGUUCGGCUUCGGCCAGGCCGGCGGGCUCCGCAUCCCCUGCCGCGAGGAGGACUUCGUCGCCAUCGUCGCCGCACUCGAGGCCACGGCCGAGUCGCGCCAGCGCCGGCGGAGCGCCGCCGGCAGGAAGAGCAGGAGCAACGCCACACCAUGGUGA
Messenger RNA from Triticum turgidum subsp. durum (durum wheat), 378 nucleotides. The record is from the annotation of a GenBank genome assembly. Lineage: Eukaryota; Viridiplantae; Streptophyta; Magnoliopsida; Poales; Poaceae.